Cydia amplana is the source of this 2424-nucleotide messenger RNA. RefSeq names its product insulin-like growth factor-binding protein complex acid labile subunit. The record is from RefSeq and is a predicted model, not a curated record. Bases 118 to 2397 code for a protein of 759 amino acids. NCBI's taxonomy places the organism in Eukaryota, Metazoa, Arthropoda, Insecta, Lepidoptera, Tortricidae. Gene Ontology annotation, molecular function: protein binding. The transcript has 3 exons.
CGGUGUAAAGCCUUCGACUUGUGAUGAGUACAAGUACAUGGGACGUUGUUAACUAUGCAAUCGUAUGUUCAAGAGUUGGUUCACGGUUCUGAUAACGGAUAGGAAUGUCAUAACACGAUGAAUCAUCAACUCGUACUUGUGACAGCAUGUGUUCUGCUGCCUUUGCUGACACGAAGUUCGACCUUCCUGGAUUUUGAUGGCAGAAAUUCGAAUGAAUUGUGUUUUAUCUGCACUUGCAAUGAUGAUAGAACUACUAUAGACUGUUCUAGAAGAGGUCUCACUGAAAUACCGGACGGAUCUGGUGAUAUGGUACAGAAACUAAAUAUUUCAAAGAAUGAAAUAUCGGUUUUUCCUUCAAAUCUAAGCAGAUUUUAUAACUUGGUUACUCUUGAUAUCAGUUCGAAUCAACUGAGAGAUUUGCCAGACGAUGCUUUUCAUAAUCUUACAAAAUUAGAAUCGCUAAAUUUAUCUAACAAUGAAUUCGAAGAAUGGUUUAACUUGAACGCAAAUAAUUUUAUCAAACAGGCCGUGAACUUGAAAAUAUUGGAUUUAUCGCAUAAUAAAUUUAGGACACUCGGAAAUUUGGCCAAUCAAGAAUUAUUGAUAAGUCCUUCAUUGGAAACAUUAAUCUUGAACGAUUGUGAAAUCGAAUCCAUACACGGCAGGUCCCCAUUGAGUGGACUUGACAACCUAAGAGUGCUAAAAUUGAACAACAAUCCUCUGUUAAGAAUUCAAGGCAUGGUAUCAAAUGGUUUGAAAAGUCUUUACCUGAGCAAUUGCCUACUGACUACGAUUGGUCAUAACGAUCUCUUAUACUUACCAUCUUUAAUAUAUUUGAGAUUAUCACGAAACUUUAGAUUAGAUUUAUCAACUGCUAGUACAAAUUUGUUUUCGGAUUCCAUUAGAUACCUAGAUAUUUCAUAUUGUAACAUUAUGCUGCCCAGCCUACAAGGAUUCCCUAAUUUAAGAAAAGUGUUAAUCAAUCACAAUAUGAUUAGGUACUUACGAAGUAAUGAGUUCAUAAAUAAUAGUAAGCUUGAACAUUUGGACUUGUCGUAUAAUAAUAUUGGGUCUCUAAGUUCGGACACCUUCAAAGGACUCAGCAUAUUAAAAUAUUUGGACUUAUCGUGGAAUGAAAUUGCGAAUGUACCUGAAGACAGUUUAUUAGACAUGCCAGCACUGACGUACAUCAAUCUUUCAAGAAAUUAUUUCACAAGAGUUGGACAUUUGAGAUCUUUAUCCUUGAACACGGUGGACAUGAGCCAAUGCGAAAUCACUACCAUAGGAAAGGAUUCCUUUGAAGGUUUACAAUCGCUAGUCGAUAUUAAUCUCUCUCGCAACUUAUUGUCACAUAUUCCCGAUAGUAUUUCAUCAAAUACACUACAAUAUUUAAAUUUGAACUACAAUCGAAUAAGUUCCAUCAGCAACUACACAUUUUUUAUGUUACCGAGGUUAACGGGAUUAGGUGUUAUUGGGAAUAGAUUCACUGUUAUUUGGAACAGGGAUUAUUUCCAGUCAAAUCCGUAUUUAGAACGGUUGGAUCUUAGUGACAAUAUGUGGCGCUGUGAUUGUAGUGAUGAUAACAUGUAUGAUUUUUUCGAAUUUGUAACCUUGGAACCUAAUAAAAAAGAGGAGUCUUACAAUUUAGUUUGUAAUAGUCCGGCCAGCGUUAUUGGACGAACUUGGCUCGAAGCAUGCUACUAUACAUGGAAUCCCACUGAAAAAGGUUCUAGUCCGGAUAACGUCAUCUGGUUUAUUAUUGUUAUGAUUAUAGGUUUAGCUUUGUGUCUUAUCUUAGUUAAUGCUAUCAAACGAUCUAUGAAACGUCGUAUGACUUCCAUACAAGCUGAGCGGGAAAGACAAGUGGAAGAAGCAAGAGAUAGGUUGAGACAGCUGCGGAUGAGAGCGGAGCAGGAGGCACUUUGCAAUGCUCCCGACCCUCGGGACUUGGUCGCCCCACCAUCAUAUGACGAAGCUCUCUCAAUGCCAAAAUUAAACGCGUCCUGCCGUUCUCUGUGCGAAGUUGGAAUUGAGAAAACUAAAAGGAAGAAAGGGCGCAGAAAAACAAAAUCUAGCGGAGACUUGCUUGAAGAGACUGAACGAAACGGAGAUGUGACAAUUCUGAAUGAUUUGGGUCGUAGUCAGACACCUGACAACAGUCGCAGGCGUAGUCGACGGAGGCGAUCAGCUAGGUACGGUAGUCAUGAAAUAACUGAACUAGAACAUUCGCCCGGGGCGCGGCGCCGACGAAUGUCCGAGUUCGGCGGUGACGGUGCCGACGGUGACACAGAAGACAGUAUCACUGUAGAAGUGGAGGCAGAAGUGGAGAGGCCACUGCGACCUAGAAACCGAAGUCAUUCUAUUUACGACGAUGAACCAAGAGAGAGUAAUUUUUAAAAUGUCCUCUUAGCAUUAACUAAAUUA